UCUCGAACUCGCUCUGUUAUAGAUAGAAAGAAAAUGAGAAAAAUGGAAAUAAUAAAAAUGAUGAUAAUAUGCAAAUGAUCUCUUCUUGUAGAGUCCUUCUUCCCUCUGCCUCUGCCAUGGCGGCCUCCUCUUUCCCUCGUUCCGCGACGGCGGGGAAGGGGUCACUUGGCGUAUGGCCAGGGAUGGCGCAACUGAGCAUUAGAAAGAAUCUUGUGUAUGGAUUGAUGCGGUUGUUCUCGAUGCCAUUCAAAACAUUGCGUGGAGUUAGUAGCAGAACUCUUGGUGUUUCUCGUUUUUGCAGCAUUAACAAUAUGUCCUCCACCCUCCAAAUUGAAUUGAUACCAUGCCUUAGGGACAACUAUGCAUACUUAAUACAUGACACAGAUACUGGGACUGUUGGAGUAGUUGAUCCUUCAGAAGCUGUACCUGUGAUAGAUGCAUUGGACAGGAACAAUCGGAAUUUGACUUAUAUAUUGAACACUCACCAUCACUAUGAUCACACUGGUGGGAACAUGGAGUUAAAAGAAAGGUACGGGGCAAAGGUAAUUGGAUCCGGAGUAGACCAGGAUAGAAUUCCUGGAAUUGAUAUUGCAUUGAAUGAUGGUGAUAAUUGGAAGUUCGCAAGCCAUGAGGUGCUCAUCAUGGAUACUCCUGGUCAUACACGAGGCCAUAUUAGUUUCUACUUCCCUGGAUCAAAGUCAAUAUUCACCGGAGAUACUUUGUUCAGUUUAUCAUGUGGCAAGCUCUUCGAAGGAACUCCUGCUGAGAUGCUCUCUUCCUUGAGGAAGAUAAUGUCUUUGCCAGAUGACACAACUAUUUACUGUGGUCAUGAGUAUACACAGAGUAAUUCAAAGUUUGCACUAUCAAUAGAACCGGGUAACAAAGAAUUGCAAUCCUAUGCUGCUGAAGUCAACCACCUCCGAGACAAGGGCAUGCCCACAAUUCCAACUACUCUUGGUAAGGAGAAAUUAUGCAAUCCAUUUCUUCGUACUUCAAGCAUGGAAAUCCGGCGGUCAUUGAAGAUUCCACCUGCUGCAAAUGAUGCAGAAGCAUUGGGCAUAAUCCGGCAAGCGAAGGAUAAUUUCUAGGGCCAAUACUUGGCAGUUUUCAUCGGAUUCACUAGUGCAAACAAAGAGAGCAUUCAAUGUCACCUUGUAAACAAGUGACAACUAUUGUGUACAUUCUAGCUUUGCUCUUAUGUGUGCUGGGAAUGUUGAUUGCAUCUGUCCUUGAAAUUGCUAGAGAAAAAUUGGUUCAUGUCAAUGAUUUCGAACCUCUUUAUUUUGAAAGAAUAAUUCAUGAUUCCAAUUUUUCUC
Molecule: messenger RNA, 1316 nt
Organism: Coffea eugenioides
Lineage: Eukaryota; Viridiplantae; Streptophyta; Magnoliopsida; Gentianales; Rubiaceae
Product: hydroxyacylglutathione hydrolase 2, mitochondrial-like
Exons: 8
Coding region: 69-1088 (339 amino acids)
Molecular function (GO): hydroxyacylglutathione hydrolase activity
Source: RefSeq, a predicted model, not a curated record